GCGGGACAACAUGGCAGGAACUUUCCGUGUAGCAGUUAGCUUCUAAGGUACAAUCACUUAAACGUUGCUUGUUAGCCUCAUUUUUCAGUAAAUGUAGUCUGUUUAACGUUAACGUCAACACUAUUGAGCUCUUAAAACUUUACUUACACUGCUCAUGUUGAAUGUCCGGUAUUUAUUAAGGAACGCGUCUAGAAAGAUGUGUAGCUAACGUUAACCAAACGGGUGCUAAUGUUAGUUUGCUAACUUUGCUAACUAGUAAACACGCCGCAGUCUGGGGGCUUGAACUCAUAAGUGGAUGAAAAAAAGUGGGGGUUUGAGGAUCCUUAACUUCUGGAAGGGAUGAAGAAGUGGAACUGGAGAGAAAGACAGCGACAGAACCGGCGACAAGGCGGCGGUCAGCGGCACGAAUGGUACAGAGGCAGCCGACAAAGAUCAGCACAGGACGAACACUGGUACGGACAUAAUGAUGCAGGACCAUCAAACAGAGAAUCUCAGCGGAGAUAUGAUCACCAGUCUGCCUCUGCUUCUUCACCGUCUUCAUCUUCCUCCUCCUCAUCCUCCUCUGCAGACAGUAGUGCUGCACCAGAACUGCCAGGUUUCUACUUCGACCCAGAGAAAAACCGUUACUUCCGCCUAUUGCCUGGACACAACAACUGUAACCCGCUGACCAGAGAGAAGCUGCAGGAGAAGGAAAAGGAGAAACAGAGAAACAAGAUGCUGGCAGAGGACGACAAGCUGAGAAAAAAAGCACCAAGAUCAGGACUGAACACUUCACUGCUGCUGCAGAAACGACAUCUUGGUCUGUUACCUGAGAACUCCUAUUGCAGGCUCGUCCAUGAGGUGAAGGUCAGCGGGAUGAGACGCCACAAACUAGAGAUCGAGAGCGCAGACAGCAGCACCCCAAACACUGACAACUUCAGACUUAUAGUGGGGGAUUCGGCCUGCGAGCGAGUCUUCACAGUCAACGAUGUUUCUCAUGGUGGCUGCAAAUACGGCAUCAUGAACUUCAGCAGCAGCAGUCGAGGAUCUCUGUCUGUGGAGAUGUGCGAUAACCUCUACUUCACCAACCGCAAGGUGAAUUCUAUCUGCUGGGCCUCAGUCAACUACCCCGAUUCUCAUGUUCUGCUGUGUUUAGUGGGAGUGGCAGAUACUCCAGGUUGCGUCAGUUUACUUCCUGCUUCCCUCUUCAGCAACUCCAACCCAGAUCAGCCUGGGAUGCUUUGCAGCUUUAAAAUAUCCACAGCCUGGUCUUGUGCUUGGUGUCUCAAUCCUCAGUUUGAUAAGACUUUCAGCACCGGUUUGUCCCGCAGGGUCAUUGUGAAGGACGCAGAGACGGGUCGAACUCAGACGUACAGCGUCGGCAGCGAUGUCUUGGCUCAACAGUUUGCCCUUAGAGUUCCAGUCCUGUUUAACGGGUGCAGGUCGGGGGAGAUCUUUAGCAUCGACCUCCGGCAGCGAGGCCGCAGAGAUCAGAGCUGGAAGGCAAACCGCUUCCAUCAGGAAUCAGCCAUCACAUCCGUACGCGUCCUGGAGGAUGAAAACUACCUGCUGGCUGCUGACAUGCUGGGCCAGAUCAAGCUGUGGGAUGUUCGAGUCUCAAAGCCAGUGCAGGAGUACAGAGGUCAUCACAACGAACACGCUUACCUUCCCAUCCACGUCAAUGAGCGUGAAGGGCUUUUAUUGGCAGUGGGUCAGGACUGCUACACUCGGCUGUGGAGCCUAAAGGACGGUCAUCUCCUGAGAACCAUCCCAUCGCCACAUCCAGCUGCUAAUGACUUGAUCCCCAGCGUCGUCUUGUCCUCUAACCUGGGAGGCUGUAGAGGGUUGCCAGGUCUGCUCAUGGCCGUCAAACACGACCUCUACUACUUCCCGUACAACACCGACUACCAGGAUGGAGCAGAGCUGAAGGACGGACUUUAGGAGCUACUUCUGCCGACAUGCUGUAGAGUAAAAAGGCUGGGCAAAGUUGUUGUGUGACGAUUUCUUAACCCAUCAGCCUGUAUGCAGUUAAUUUACAAGAAGUUGUACCUAACUUCAGACUGGAAAUAUGACCUUGGAAAAGUUGCAUUUAAAUCUCAGGGGGAUGUUUUUUUUCACAGUUUAUUUCGUGCCAAAAUGAAAUCAAAGUGCUGCACAGUUACACCCUGUUCAGAAUAAGUGCACUUACUUAUAACAUGAUUGAUUUUGAUUUUUAAAUAUUCCAUAUUCUGCUUGUUGGUUUUUUUAAUUUCGUUUAGGUUGUUAAAGAGCUGCUUUUUUGUGCACGUAAAAGAUCUGCAAACUUACAGUUAUUCUCAAGCGAGUCCAUAACUACUCUACCAGUGCAGUAGUGUGCAUGUAUGUAAUAUGUAGAUGCUGACCUACUGCACAUGUACGGAACAAAGUCCUCCAAACAGACAGAAAAAAAUGUAGAAUAAAGGCUAAUUCAUGCUUUCUGUGUCUGCAAGGCUCAGCAUUUUGUGCAUUUUGUCAUCCACUCUUAAUGCUUGUGUCUAUCCCAAAAUUUAAGACUGCAGACUGAAGAUGUUCCAGGAAUUGUGCUUAAUUCUUACUAUGGAGAGGCUGUAAAUGGAGAUUUAAUACCUUCAUAAUUCAUCAUUAACAGAUGCACUUGAAGUAGUUGCUGCAGGACUUUGGAGGUGCUUUGAUUUGUAAAUGCUAUCCAUCACUGGAGCAAAAACACAGAGGAAAGUACUAAAUUCUCCAGAUAUCCUGUGCUGUGUCCACACACUCAAGAAUAAAUACAUGAACACUAUGCUGCAGUCCAAUGUGGAAGCAGCUGCUAUAUCGUGUAAAAGAGCAAAGUCACAACCUUUUAGAAACAUCCACAAGAGUGUUUUUCAGUGUUCAGUAUGAGGGGCAACCGGAUACUUGAUUAUACUCCCUUGCAGACACCAUGGAUGCAUAGCUGUUGCUGUUUUACUGCUUUUCUAGUCUGCUUGGAGGACUCGGUUGCAUUCAUGCAUGUGCAGCAGGGAUCUACAUAUUCUGAGCAUGCACACUGUUGCCCUUGAACUUUAGCCACUGCACACACUUUCACGAACUUUACAAAAUUUAUAUCGUGUAGAUCUUCGUGCACUUGGAUGUGGGAAGUUUAUUGCUGGCCUGAAUAGAACUGCAUGUGCUGUCCGCUUUCCACACAUCAGUCAUGCAGAAGCCCUGAAUUACACAUCUGUUGUGUCUCAACUGCUCUUUACAUGCCUUAAAUGCCUUCAUUGAAGUCCAGGCUUUUCGUGUAAAACUACUCUAAACAUGUGAGAUUUGAUUCUGAAGAAGAAUGAUUCAGAAAGCCCCAUCCUGGAAGUCGAACGCAUUGGUUCCUUAAAUUUAUUAUGUAUGAAACCCUCUGGGGUCUGAAUCCAUGUUUUUGAAGACCGUCAUUGGUGCAGAGCAGCUUCAAGGUGGAAAUGCUCAGCCAUGACUCUGAUGUCCAGUAUAUAAAAAGCACCAUAUGGACAUGGCACCAAGUUUAAAAAACUUUUUACUAGAGGAGGUCUUUUAAAGCUGCAGGCAUGAAGCAGUUUGCACAUCUAAGCAUAAAAACUACAAACAAGAUGAGGCCCUUCCAGCCUGGCUCUGUCCAAAGAGGAAAAAUGUUUCAACCAGCAUCUCUAAAUCUCACAAUUCAACAAGCCUCAUAAACAUGUCAUCUCAUGUUAUUACUUUAA
Messenger RNA from Amphiprion ocellaris (clown anemonefish), 3668 nucleotides. It is a transcript of the gene wdr21, whose product is annotated as WD repeat domain 21. Gene Ontology annotation, molecular function: protein binding. The record is from RefSeq and is a predicted model, not a curated record. Lineage: Eukaryota; Metazoa; Chordata; Actinopteri; Pomacentridae. The coding region runs from base 340 to 1920 and encodes 526 amino acids. Gene Ontology annotation, cellular component: Cul4-RING E3 ubiquitin ligase complex. The transcript has 13 exons.